AUGAGCACCGCUUCGAGCAAUAAUUGUAGAGUGGAAGAGCAGCAAGAGCAAGAGGUGCUCUCGCCUCAGUGGCUGCGAUCUUUACCGAGAAGUGGGACCAUUUUGCUCCGCGCCACGACUAGAAGCGCCAGAGCAGGAACGCAGAGGGCAAAACAAAAUGAAGAGACAAGCCUCCGCCGUCGCGUUUUGGCAAAGCCAAAGCAACAACGUCGCCGCCGCGCAGCUGCGCCAGAACGUGAGCAACCAGAGCGGAGGCGCCAAGCUGCAGGGCCCUCCGAGCAGUAUGGACAUGAUGGGCAUGGAGAUCGAUCCCUAGCGCCGCGGCGGGAGGGAUGA
Molecule: messenger RNA, 336 nt
Organism: Amoebophrya sp. A120
Lineage: Eukaryota; Dinophyceae; Syndiniales; Amoebophryaceae
Source: the annotation of a GenBank genome assembly